Molecule: messenger RNA, 2020 nt
Organism: Carassius auratus (goldfish)
Lineage: Eukaryota; Metazoa; Chordata; Actinopteri; Cypriniformes; Cyprinidae
Exons: 16
Coding region: 266-1606 (446 amino acids)
Source: RefSeq, a predicted model, not a curated record
AAACCCCAACAAAUAAUCGAAGAAGACCAUCCCACCUUCGUCGCUUGUUUGCUCGUCUUUGUUGUUGUCUUUUUUUUUAUUGUUUAAUCAGUAUAAAGAAUAAUGUACAUUAAUUACUCCCACUCGAUAAUAGCCUAAAUCUUUCUGCUGGCCUUAAGUUGUUAACAAUUCGCGAUGACGCGUGGUUGUGGUUGAAACAAACGAGUUUAAUACAAUUGAUAAUAUCCCUGCAUCGAAAUCAGAAUUAGCUGGAAUCUUAAACAAUAUGAAGAGCACUUAUAAAAUCUUUCUGAUUUUGCUUAUGUGUGGAGUGUAUUAUAUCGAAACAGAUGAAGUGAAGUCAGUGAUGGAGGGAGAUUCUGUCACUCUGUACCCUGAUCUUUCUAAAAUACAAGGAAUGGUCCUGCUACUGUGGAGGUUUGGAGAGAAAGGUUCCACCAUUGCUCAGAUUGAUGGAAAUGAUAUCAUAUAUGAAGAUUAUGAAGUAUUCAGAGACAGACUCCAGCUGGAUCAGACUGGAUCUCUCACCAUCACAAACGUCAGAACCAAUCACUCUGGACUUUAUAAAGCUGAAGUCAGCCACAACAGCGGAACCUCAUAUAUUAUGUUCAGGGUUACUGUCUAUGAGUCUCCAUCUGUUAUUGCUGGGGCUGAAACUGAAUUGAAGCUCAUGUCAGUGACGGAGGGAGAUCCUGUCACUCUUCAUGUUCCUCAAAUACAAGGAGAUGAGCUGAUAGUGUGGAGGUUUGGAGAUGAAGAAAAACUCAUAGCUAAAGCUGAUAUAGAGGCCAAGAGCUCAUCAUUAUAUGAUGAAACUGAUGAGAGAUUCAGAGACAGACUGAAGCUGGAUCAGACUGGAUCUCUGACCAUCACAAACACCAGAACCACAGACUCUGGAGAAUAUAAAGUGAAGAUCAGCAGCAACAAACAGACUUCAUACAAGAGAUUCACUGUUACUGUCAGUGAACCAGGUCUGUCUGGAGGUGUUGUAGCAGUGAUUAUUGUUGGUGUUGUUGGUCUUCUGCUGCUAACUGCAGCUGUUGGUGUUUUUUUUAAUCGCCGCAAGAAAACUGAACUAAAUAAUCAAAAGUCAAAAAUCUCUGAAACACUAAAUGAAACAUCGGUGAUCUCUGGAAAACUAAAGCUAAUGUCCGAGAUCUCCACACAACUAAAGCAAAUGACGGAGGACUGUGAAAAAGAAUUGUCUGAGAUAUCUGAACACCAUCAAACAUUGAAGAUCUCUGAAAAUCUAAAGGAAAUGUUGGAUAUAUCUGAACAACUAAAGCAGAUGUCGAAGGACUGUGAAAAAAAAUUGUCCCAGAUCUCUGAACGACUCAAGCAAAUGUCUUUGACAAAGAAAGGGGAGAUCUCUGAACAGGAAACACGUACUGAUGUCACAAAAGAAGAUGCAACAAGAUCAGAGAUGGAGAAAGAUGAAAGGGAACAGUUAAUUUUUGUUGAACAUACUGCUUUAAGUCAAGUGAUUGGAGGGCCACCUGAUGCUGAUGGGAUAAUCAGAGACGGACAGGGCAAGAGCCUUGUACUCCGUAACACUGAAUCAACAGGAAAAGGAGUGAAUGAAGAAACAUCUGUCAUUAGUGAAUGAGCAACGGAAGAAGAGUUCAGUUUAAUGGUACAGACAUUAACUAUUAUUUUGUUGUUGUUCCAUCUCUUUGGUUUUAUUUUCUACUAUGAAACAGCAGACAGGGCCGGUGUUGCCACCUUGUGGAACAACUGAUUAAUGCAAGACCAAGACAAAGUGCAUGUGUACAAACUAAGACACUAGUAACAAUAUAAACACUACAAUCUUAUGAGCUGCUGAGUUAAUGCAUGAGUUCACGUUAUCUGCAUCUGUGCAUUAUUUUUGUUCUUAAAGACUGAAUAGCUCCACAUUACAAUUUAUAUGUAGCGCAUCCAUUCUACAUGGUAAGACUAAUGUUUAGCUCUUCUCUUUUUGCAUGCAUGAGAAAAAUACUGAGAUAUCACAGCUAAGCAAUGGAGUUGGGUGCCUUCACACUAU